CAAGUUCAAUUGAUAUUUUAUCCACGUAUGGUUUGCUUGGAAAGAAACAUUGAUAGGAUAGAACUUUAUGACUCUUCUUCUUUUGCUGUGAUAAUCUAAAUGGGUAAACACAGAAAGAAACAUCUUAGAUUAUUACAUAGCGUAGAGGAAAGUGGAAGGGAGUUAGGAGCAAGAGUACAGGACACUGCUAAAGAAGCUUCUGAAAAACUCAAAUGCUGCAAAUUUUGCUUGAAAAUACAUAGUGAUUAGUAAACACUUCAGACAAACUACCUAGUUCUUUCAGACAUGAUUUCCAUAUCUAAUUUUUUUUCUUUUGGAAACCACCUAAACCUUUCAAUAGAAGUCUUUCAAGUUUCUCUCAUUCGGGUUGGAACUUUCAUACAAGCUCUCAUCAAACUCUGCUUAUAUUGCUGCAGCUUCACCCUCAUCUUGCAUUAUGAAGUUAUCCAAAUUCCAAAACCUUACAUAACAAACAUGAAAAGAGCUGUGAAAGAUGAGGAACAAUGGAUGUAUGUCAUUUUAUGUUUUCCCUUGUUCCUACCAACACCAAUUAUGUCUUCUGGCUUCCAACCUACACCAAACAUGUCUUUGAAGCCAGAGGCCAUCCAUUUUAGAUCACUUGCUUUGCAAAUGCAGAAUCAAAGUGAUCAGGCACUAACAUUGCUAGCUUUCAAGAAUAAUUCCGUUUCCGCUGAUCCCAAAGGUUUCUUGGCUGAUUGGACUCCUGGGAAUUUCAGUCCAUGCUCAUGGCAUGGGGUCAUCUGCUUUCCUCCUGGACAAGUUGUUCAUGCACUCAACUUCACCAAUGCUGGCCUGAUUGGCCAUUUGCAUAUCAAUAAUCUUACUGUCCUGGAAAAUCUCCGGUAUCUGUAUUUUAGUGGAAAUUCUUUCUCUGGAGAUCUGUUCCUCAAUAACUCUUCUCAUUCUUGCACCCUUGAAACACUUGAUUUGUCAAAAAACAACUUGUCAGACCCAAUCUCUGAAACAUUUUUCACCGCUUGCAAGCAUUUGGUUUCUGUAAAUCUUUCACAUAACUCAAUCCCAGGAGUUAGUUUCAACUUUGGACCUUCUCUUGUCCAGCUUGAUCUCUCAAACAACAAUAUUUUGGAUUUCUCAAUGUUCAGAUACUUCUCUCCAAGCUGUCAGGCUGUAAAUCUUGAAAGCAAAUUUUAUGGAAAACCUGAUAGCUUCUCAGGCUGCAGGAAUCUAUCAGUUCCAGGAGGAGCAACGACCACCAUCAUUCCUUCAUAUAUACCUAUGUCCCUUAAGUUUCUGGAUGUCUCUCACAACAACUUAAGUGGCAACUUCUCAAUGCUUGAAUUUGGGAGUUGUGCAAGCCUUCAGGUGCUCAACCUGUCCAACAAUGCUCUUUCUGGCACUGGAAUCCCUCAAAGCUUGACCAAUUGCCAGCUGCUCAAGAACCUUGACCUUUCCCAUAAUAAGCUGCAGGGAAAAAUCCCCAUUGAGUUGGGACAUCUUAGAAACUUAACACAUCUGACUUUGGCAAAUAACAACUUUUCUGGUGACAUCCCACCAGAAUUGAGUUCCAUUUAACUUGCAAAUCCCAGAUACCAAAUUCUCAGAGUUAGGUACACUGGAGAGAAGAAAGCAGCUGAAGAAAAUAAGUGCGGAAAAUAUGGCAGAAUAGCUGUAAAAUUACUAUAUUUUAAGGGAAUUCGACCGGAAAACCUGGUGAGAUUCCUGGAUCCGGACACUUGUUUGUGGGUGAAUUUCAUCAGCGUCUCUGUUGUUCAGACACCAAAGCCCCAGGGCAGCCUCGUAUACUUGGAUCUAUCUUCCAAUUUCUUGUCCGGAUCGAUCCCCCAUAGCCUGGUUUACAUGCACUCCUUGUCCUAUCUCAAUCUCGGAUACAACAACCUAACCGGAACUAUCCCCGACAUGUUCAGAAAUCUUACAGGGCUGGGAGUUGUCUACCUGUCUCACAACCAUCUCGACGGCCAAAUUCCGCUGUCGUUGGCGUCGCUGCCUCGGCUUAAUGACAUCGAUCUCUCAAACAACAGUCUCAGCGGCCCAAUACCACAGACGAAGGAGUUCUGGUCACUUCCGGCAUCUAGAUUCGAGAACAAUUCCGGGCUGUGCGGACACCAGUUGCAGGCUUGUGUAGCUUCGGAGGAUCCUUCUGAGGAGGAGGAAUUGGAGGGGGAAUUGGAGGGGUGGUUCUGGUUUGUUGUUGCGAUGGGGUUCAUCUCUGGGGUCGUGUAUGGGAUAUCUUUCGCAGAAAUUUGGCCUGGAAGAAUUGAAUCUCUGCUAGGGGAUGUCAUUAUUCUGAUGUCAUCAGUUGUUUUUUGGGUUUGGGAUUGAUGAAGUCUGAAAAAAUUGUUGAUGUGGUGUUUUCCCAUUGGGUUGGGAUACAUACAGCAGACUUUCUCGCAAUCGAGGGGGACGACACUGUUGAAGAAAUGCAGUUAAAGACA
This is a messenger RNA of Rubroshorea leprosula, 2435 nucleotides long. Lineage: Eukaryota; Viridiplantae; Streptophyta; Magnoliopsida; Malvales; Dipterocarpaceae. The record is from the annotation of a GenBank genome assembly.